Messenger RNA from Loxodonta africana (African savanna elephant), 4499 nucleotides. It is a transcript of the gene INPP5K, whose product is annotated as inositol polyphosphate-5-phosphatase K. Bases 2105 to 3226 code for a protein of 373 amino acids. The transcript is spliced from 11 exons. The record is from RefSeq and is a predicted model, not a curated record. Lineage: Eukaryota; Metazoa; Chordata; Mammalia; Proboscidea; Elephantidae. Gene Ontology annotation, biological process: negative regulation of peptidyl-serine phosphorylation; phosphatidylinositol dephosphorylation; negative regulation of glycogen biosynthetic process. Gene Ontology annotation, cellular component: ruffle; plasma membrane; cytoplasm. Gene Ontology annotation, molecular function: phosphatidylinositol-4,5-bisphosphate 5-phosphatase activity; inositol bisphosphate phosphatase activity; phosphatidylinositol-3,4,5-trisphosphate 5-phosphatase activity.
CAGACUGCUAUAGGCUGGCCUGCUCUGGGCGGGGUCGCUCCCCCAGACCCUGUCGGGGCAGUGGAUCUGGGGGCGGACCCAGGCCGAGAGGGAAGGGGACGGUCCUACUGGUUGCUUCUGGUUCAGAGGCUGCCUGACCAUGGGCGGCUUUCCGUCCAACUGUUUCUCUGAUAACUGUCUUUCUCCCAAACCCUCCCAGGCCAUUGUCGAGAGGGCUGUGUUGGACACGAGUCCCGUGCCCACUCUAAACUCAGGCUUCCGAGUUCAUUCUCACUGGGGCGCCCCAAGCAGGUGUCCCAGGUGGCCUUUGGAGGAGGCAGCCGUCUUGGGCUGUUUGAAGUUAAAGACAUAACAAGGCAUCUCCUUUCAGCCCUAGAGCAGAAAUCGUGCCCUAACUUUCGAUCAGCGCAUACAUCAUGGGGUCUGUCUAAUCUGCUUGUGACCUCCUGAAAUGUGCAGAUUUAGAUAAAAUCCUUUAGUAAAGUAAUGCAGCCUAGUCCCGUGCCUCUCCUCACCGGGGAACAACGCUAAUCACUCACUUGGUGCAGGUCACAAUGCAAGGAUUUGCUGCUGAAUCGUCGGACCUGAGAACUGGGGCAGGAAAUCCCAAGCUGUGCUCUUGUUUCCACUUAGAAGCAGAAUCCUGAGAAUACAAGGAGCCUUUGAGUUAAAGGGCAACCCUUCUUAAUCUUCUGCUGGACAGCAGGGGGAGAUGGUAAACAAAUGAAGCACUUACGCCGGGCAGAGUGCCUGGGGAGGUAGUUUGUGUUUUGCUUUUUGUGUUCAUAGGGAGGGGCAGGAAGUUGCUUUAAGAAGGCUAACGGUUUUUUCAAGUUUUGCUUUUUAGAACAUGGACCUUCAAGAACAGGGUUUUGCGGAAAAGAGGUGUUUUGUGAUAUCCUGCCCUUUUCUCCCACCUCUCCACCCCCCAGUACCCAGUCCCAUUCUAGGUCUUCAGUUGCUGCAGGUUCUCCUCAUGGUGUGGACACUCUAGAACUCAUGGGGCUUGAUGGCUAUUCUCGGUCUCUGCAGGAUUUGCAGCCCCUGUCUGCUCUGUACCCAGCACAGCCUGGGGCUUCCUUGGUGUGUUGCUGUGACAAUUCGGUUAAAGAGAUCACCAAUUCUGCCUUCUCCUGAGCCUCUGAUGCGAUCCAGUGUCAUUGAGAGUUGCUGACUUAGUGCUGUUGCUUCCCAAGGGUUCAUAUGAAGUUGAGGUGGAGAAUGUUACCCAGAUGAUGACUUUUCCCAAAGGAGGGUAGACUCUUUAGAGAGAUGUUGAGAAACCUGUUACUUGGUUUUUCCUUAGGCCCCAUGCAGUACUUGGCAGAAUUGGUUGUGCUCCAAGUAUCUGCUAGGAAGCAGUGAGGAAGGGAAUAUAUGUAUGUUGUUGCUGUGCUUUUUUAAAUUUUCCUGUCUUUGUAGUGUCGAGGCCUCUCACAGGUGAAAAUAGAGCCUCCAGGAUCUUCCUGGUGGUUUCAGAAAUCCUUAGGUUGAGAAAGUGAGGGUGGGCAGUUGCUGCCUGAGCCAUGAUUGCUGAGGUUUGAAUGGCUCGUAGAGCUGAUGGAAUCAACAAAUUCCAUCUCUUCCUGCAAAUCCCACCUCUUCCCAUGCCUGACCCAGAAACCUUGGGCCCCCUUUGAUAGCUCUACUAGUGCCAGCAGCCCCAGUGCUCCCAGGUGUGAGCAGCUGUAGGCCUGUGUGGAGGAGUUAUUCAGAGUGAGGGUUUCUUGCCUCAAGAGACAGAGGUAAAAAACAACAAAAGCUUGUUCAUUGCCCCUAUUCCCACUGCUCGAUACAGAAUCUCACCUUCUUCUUUAUAAGUGCACUGGAUUGUGGUGCAGCAUUAACAGGCCUGCACCCCUUCCCAUUUCCUGGACAAGGUCUUAUCCUCCUUCUUCCAUGACUUCCCUUUGCAUCCCCUCCACAGCAUACACGUUGUGACGUGGAACGUGGCCUCUGCAGCACCCCCACUAGACCUCAAUGACCUUCUUCAGCUGAACAACCAGAACCUGAAUCUGGACGUAUAUAUUAUUGGGAAACGAACUGUGGGAUCAGGAGCCUUCUUUAUGAUACUGCCUUUGAAGACCCAUGGAGCAGUUUCUUCAUGGAUGUGCUUUCCCCUCUGAACUUCGUCAAGGUCUCCUGUGUCCGCAUGCAGGGGCUCCUCUUACUGGUCUUUGCCAAGCAUCAGCAUUUGCCCUUUAUCCAGAUUCUCUCUACCAAAUCCACCCCCACUGGCCUCUUUGGAUACUGGGGGAACAAAGGGGGCAUCAACAUCUGCCUGAAGCUUUACGGCUAUUAUGUCAGCAUCAUCAACUGCCACCUGCCCCCACACCUGGCCAACAAUGACCAGCGGCUGGAGCACUUUGACCGGAUCCUAGAGAUGCAGAAUUUUGAAGAACAUGAUAUCCCCAACAUCCUGGACCACGACCUCAUUCUCUGGUUCGGAGACAUGAACUUUCGAAUCGAGGACUUUGGGUUGCACUUUGUUCGAGAAUCCAUAAAAAACCGGUGCUACGGUGAACUGUGGGAGAAGGACCAGCUCAGCAUUGCGAAGAAACGUGACCCACUGCUCCGAGAGUUCCAGGAGGGCCCCCUGCUCUUCCCACCCACCUACAAAUUUGACAGGAACUCCAGCAACUAUGACACCAGUGAGAAAAAACGCAAGCCUGCCUGGACCGACCGCAUCCUGUGGAGGUUGAAGCGGCAGCCCCAGGCCAGCCUCCACACUCCUAGUCAGCCGGUCCCUCACUUCUCCCUGUCUAUGAGGAGCUACGUCAGCCACAUGAUGUACUGCAUCAGUGACCAUAAGCCCGUCACCUGCACCUUUGACUUGGAGAUGAAGCCAUUAUUGUCUGCCCCACUGAUCACCCUGAUGCCCGAGGGCCUGUGGACCAUGGAGAACGACAUGGUGAUCAGCUACUCCUUGGCCCCAGACUUCCACUGCAGCCCCUGGGAUUGGAUUGGACUGUACAAGGUGGGGCUGCGCCACAUAAAUGACUACGUGACCUAUGUCUGGGUUGGGGACAACGAGGUCUCCAUCAGUGACAGGCUGAACCAGGUAUACAUCAACAUCAAUGAUAUCCCUGAGACUGAGGAUCAGUUUCUCCUCUGUUAUUAUAGCAACAAUCUACAUUCUGUGGUGGGGAUAAGCAAACCCUUCCAGAUCCAGCCCCGUUCCUAUUUUGGCGAGGACGCAGUGGGUGAAGCCCGUCUACAGAUCUGAGCUGGGAUAGGAGUUAAUCCAGGGCGGAGGCCAGAGCUGGCAGCCAGCUCUGCCUUUCCACUGCCAGGAGUGCUGGGGGCCCAGCCUGCCCCCUGAGGAGGCAGCCAGGCACCCUCCAGUUCCUGACUCAGUUCCCAGAGUGAGCUCUAACCUGAUGUCUCUGCUCUUUCCAGUCCAGAUCUCUGGAACUAGCUGCUCAAAUACAGGUUUUUGUUGCUGAGAUGCAAGUGAAACCAGCUGGUUUGUCAACAGUGAAAACUUGGGGACAGUCCACAGGACGUGGGAAGAACCGUCCAGCCAGCAUCUCAUUUCUCGAUCCACCCCACCCCCACUUCCAGUCCUGCCCAAGCUGGCCUGCCAGGCACAUGCCCCAUCUGGCACAGGCAUGCAUUCUUGUCACGCCAUCCAGGGCCUCGGGCUGCCUGGGAGGGGAGAUGCUCACAUUUGUACAGGCUGUAUAGACUAGUUGGCACAAGCAGUAUCACGGUCCAGAAGUCUUGGCAUCUCAUUGCUUGUCCUCCUGAGGGAUGGGCAGAGGGUCUGGGCUCCCUGCUUUAGCAGGAGCAGUAUGGCUAAGUGGGCAGGAUGGAGGGGCCCCACUAUCCAGGCUCUUCCAUAGGGCUUGUGAGCAGGUUGGUGAGGCUCUUUAUGCCAGCACAACCUUCUUCCUCGCCCCCUGCAUGGAGACUGGCCCAGAAAGUUCCAGGGCCUAAGCAGAGAGAAUCAGAAAGGACCUGGUUAGCUUCUGCCAGUGGGGCAAGCCCCAGCAUCCAGCCUGCCCUCUUGUGAGCGUGGGCAGGUGGUAGAGAUGUGGCCACAAGUUUUUCCGGGGUGGUCCUUGACAGCUCCAGCUCAUCUGCCCUUCACCGUUGUCUGGAAUCACUGGGCAGAAACAGAUCUUCUCUUUGGACCUAGAAGGAGGGGUAGACAGGAGAAAGCCAGGAUCAGGACAUUUUGGAGGAUAUGGCUCUGGGGAUCUUCAGAGAACAUUCUCCAGAUGCUGCACGGACAUGGCCUGUCCCCACUUGCACCACUUGCUCUGGCCAGUGGUGACUCAGUGGCCCUUCUUCCAGAAGACACCUCAGAGAGCCUACUCUGUGACUGUUACACCCAUUCUGCAACCUGAGACUUAUGGUCUCCCCAGCUGCUCUCCAUCCAUACUCCACCCUGGGAGCCACGUGUAUCAACAACUGUCCCCCUGACUUUUGGCAGGCCAUGCUGUCUGUUUUCUGUGUUGCAUUGGGGAUAAUUAGUAACAUGGUGUUUACGCUCC